Messenger RNA from Gregarina niphandrodes, 750 nucleotides. Its product is annotated as MYND finger protein. The transcript has a single exon. The record is from RefSeq and is a predicted model, not a curated record. The coding region runs from base 1 to 750 and encodes 249 amino acids. Lineage: Eukaryota; Apicomplexa; Conoidasida; Eugregarinorida; Gregarinidae.
AUGUCGGAAGAUUUUCUGGACAUUGCUCACAAGAAGUUCUCUUACGUCCUGAUUCCGGCGGAUAUCGAUGAGGAGGUUUUGGUAUUUGACUUCGAGGGCCGUGAGGGUGAUUUUCAGAGGAAGUUGAAGAUGCAUUUUUCGGAGGAGAAGCUAACUGAGAAACAGAAGCAGAUGCUGACUCAGGAUUUGAUCAAGACCGCGCAAGAGAAAAUCGAUUCGGAAUCCAAGUCUGCUGGCCGUGUGGAGGACAAGUUCGAUAUGAGUUCGCUGACUGACCAGGUUGAGAACAAUUACCAAAUUAUUCCGCUCACUGUUCCGACCAAGGAUAACAAACACAUGUGUGUUAAUGCUUACAUUGACAACGUCGGAAGAGUGAAAGGAAAGGCGCUCAAUAGUCGAGCCUCACGUAUAACAUCUGACGACAUUCGCGGUGAUUGCUUCUUGUCUAGGUCGUUUGAUGAUGAGCAAGAGUUUAAGAGACUCGACUUCGGCUUUGAUGAUUACCAACAAUUGCUGACCAAUCCACCCGAAAAAAAAGGUCGAUGGAACCCCGAAGAUGCCCUCAAGCAACUCCAAACGCCAGCCGUGCCAACUGCUUCGCUAGAUAAAUGCUCCAAUUGCUUCAAAACGAAAAGCGAGUCCGGCGUACCAAAGCUCUUUGUCUGUGGCCGGUGCAAGAAAGCCGCGUACUGCAAUGCCGAAUGCCAGAAGAAGGACUGGGUCUAUCACAAGAGGAUCUGUAAAUCGUAA